UUUACAAGAGUGCCCCAAAAUUUAACACUACAAUUACGAAUCCCUUCGGAAAAACCCUCGUCUUUCAUCCUCAUUCCUCUUGGACUCUUGUGUUCUAUCUUUAAACAAAACACCAAUAAAAAGCUCAAGAACUUGAACUAAUUCUCAUAUUUUCUUCAAAAUUCAACAGAAGAUAUCUCCAAUUUCCACCAUUUCAGAUAAAUUAAAUGUCUGUAUUAUCUCAGAACAUGAAUAUCAGAGGUUGCACUGGUAUUGCAAAGCCUGGUUUCUCGCUAGUACCUAUGGACUUGCCAUUUUUGAGGCUUCGUGAAGUACAUUUGCCUCCAAUUUUAGCACUUCCGUUACCAUGUAAUCUUAACAAGAAAUCAGGUUUCAAGAUUAGCUUUCAGCAAUCAGUGGCUGAAAGAUCUUUUUCAAGCUCUCGAGCAUCUAAACCUUACUCCGGCCAGGUUAAGAAGAAGGAAGAGCGUGCAUCUUCCUUGUAUAUGCGUCCUAGUUUAUCAGAAAUGAAGAAACAAACAAUGGAGAAUCGUGCCCGUGUUUAUGAGUUUCUGAAAGGGAUUGGUGUUGUGCCUGAUGAACUAGAUGGACUAGAACUACCCGUUACAGUUGAUGUCAUGAGGGAACGUGUUGACUUUCUUCACAAAUUGGGACUUACAAUUGAGGACAUUAAUAACUAUCCACUUGUUCUUGGCUGCAGCGUCAAAAAGAACAUGAUCCCAGUACUAGAUUACCUUGGAAAACUUGGUGUCCGAAAGUCUAGCAUCACCGAGUUCUUAAGGCGGUAUCCACAAGUUCUCCACUCUAGUGUUGUUGUGGAUCUUCAACCUGUAAUUAAGUACUUGCAAGGAAUGGAUAUCAAACAAGCUGAUAUUCCUCGUGUUUUAGAGAGAUAUCCUGAGGUUUUGGGAUUCAAGCUUGAAGGGACCAUGAGCACGUCAGUAGCAUAUUUGGUCGGGAUAGGUGUUGGAAGAAGAGAAAUCGGGGGUGUUUUAACUAGAUACCCCGAGAUUUUAGGUAUGCGAGUAGGCCGCACCAUCAAACCUUUUGUUGAGUACCUUGAAGGUAUUGGCAUUCCCGGGUUAGCUAUUGCUAGAUUAAUCGAAAAACGGCCGCACAUUCUUGGAUUUGAUUUAAAGGAAAGGGUAAAACCAAAUGUUGAAUGUCUUCUAGAAUAUAAUGUUCGAGAAAGGUCACUUGCAUCAGUCAUUGCUCAGUAUCCUGAGAUUUUGGGGAGUGAUCUGAAGUCCAAGCUUUCCACUCAACAAGCAUUGUUUGAUUCUGUCCUUAAUCUAGGUUCCGAAGAUUUUGGGCAAAUACUCGAGAGAAUGCCACAGGCUGUUAGCCUAAAUAAAUCAGCGAUAAUGAACCAUGUCGAUUUUCUUAAGAUUUGUGGUUUCUCUUUACAACAGAUUAAAAAGAUGGUUGUUGGGUACCCACAGUUGCUUGCAUUGAAUCUUGAUAUAAUGAAGCUUAAUUUUGAUUACUUUCAAAUGGAAAUGGGUAGACCCUUGGAUGACUUGGUCGAUUUUCCGGCCUUCUUCACUUAUGGUUUGGAAUCCACGAUAAAGCCAAGGCAUCGACAGGUUGCGAAAAGAGGGUUGAAAUGCUCCCUUUCUUGGCUUUUAAAUUGCUCGGAUGAGAAGUUUGAUCGAAGAAUGAGUUAUGAAUCUAUUGAACUGGAUGACAUGGAGUCUGAGCCCAUGUUUGACAUGAAAUCUCUGAUGGAACCGAGAACAGGCGAGUCAGAUUCUGAUUAUGAGACUGAAGAUUAUGAUGAUGACGAUAUGUAAUGAGAUUAUAUAGCUUUGUAGAUUACUGUGGUUGCGAGUCGUUUCUCAUUCGAAUACUGGGAAUCACCAAAUAGACAUCGAUGAUCUAAUAUCCGAAAGAUCAAUGUUGUAAUGAUCAUUUGUUCGAGCAUAACAGUGCGCUUAUUUAUUCACAAUUAUUUGUCUGAUGAACACUCCUAGCCUUUUCUGACAAAAUAUUUGUCUUUUGUUUUCGGGUUUAAUAACAUAUCACAUAUUCGGAA
This is a messenger RNA of Amaranthus tricolor (Joseph's coat), 2035 nucleotides long. RefSeq names its product transcription termination factor MTERF4, chloroplastic. The record is from RefSeq and is a predicted model, not a curated record. The coding region runs from base 207 to 1793 and encodes 528 amino acids. The transcript is spliced from 2 exons. Lineage: Eukaryota; Viridiplantae; Streptophyta; Magnoliopsida; Caryophyllales; Amaranthaceae. Gene Ontology annotation, molecular function: double-stranded DNA binding. Gene Ontology annotation, biological process: regulation of DNA-templated transcription.